This is a messenger RNA of Sinocyclocheilus grahami, 3235 nucleotides long. RefSeq names its product vacuolar protein sorting-associated protein 16 homolog. The coding region runs from base 251 to 2440 and encodes 729 amino acids. The transcript has 20 exons. The record is from RefSeq and is a predicted model, not a curated record. Gene Ontology annotation, molecular function: actin binding. NCBI's taxonomy places the organism in Eukaryota, Metazoa, Chordata, Actinopteri, Cypriniformes, Cyprinidae. Gene Ontology annotation, biological process: vacuole fusion, non-autophagic; intracellular protein transport; endosomal transport. Gene Ontology annotation, cellular component: HOPS complex; endosome; lysosomal membrane.
UCGAGGUGUCUUUGACGUUUUGUAGUAUUGUUGUUGUACCACUGCCAAAACACUAGGAGGCGCCAAACACAGGCGCUGGUCUCCGCUCAACACCAUCAUAAAGUCAGAAGAAGAUUAUAGGAAGAGAUGGGCGAGGAAGAAUGAAAUAAACAGCACAAUAAAAAGUAUUAAUCAUAAAAUAAUGCAGCGCUAAUUGGGACAGUUGUCAAAAACGUAAACACUUCCCAUCGUUUCAUCAGGAGAGGAGGACAUGGCGUUUGUCACAGCGAACUGGAACCCUCUGGGCGAUGCUUUUUACAGAAAGAUCGAAUUGUAUGAGAUGGGCUGGAAUCUGAAAGAUGGUCUGAGAGAUUGUCUGGUUGCUGCAGCUCCAUAUGGGGGUCCCAUCGCUCUCCUAAAGGCACAUAACCGACGCUCUCCCAGUGCCAGACCUCAGUUAGAGAUCUUCUCUUCCUCAGGACUGCCUCUGGCCAGCUUUCCAUGGAAGAGUGGAGUGGUGAAGCAACUGGGUUGGACGGUGUCUGAUGACCUACUGUGUGUUCAGGAGGAUGGCACUGUGCUUGUCUACGAUCUCUUGGGUGGCUUCAAGAGACACUUCAGCAUGGGCAAUGAAGUUUCUCAAAGUCAGGUGCUGGAGACCAAGAUAUUCCAUUCGCCGUAUGGGACAGGUGUUGCCAUAUUGACAGGUGCCUUGCGAUUCACUUUGGCCACAAACAUUGAUGACAUAAAAUUGAGGCGGUUACCUGAGGUUCCAGAUCUACAGGGGGCGCCCUCAUGCUGGGCAGUCCUGACUCAGGACAGGCAAAGUAAAGUGCUGGUGGCCAAUGGAUCUCAUCUGUUCGUCUUAGACAAUACAGCUUGCACACCUGUGACUCCCCCAGGCCUCUCUCCACAAGCGUCCAGUAUAGUUCACAUGUGUGUCUCAUUCAGUUAUAAGUAUCUGGCGCUCCUCACUGACUCUGGCCAUGUGUGGAUGGGCACGUCAAACCUAAAGGAGAAACUCAGUGAGGUGGACACCAAAAUCAAAGCUCCCCCGAAACAGAUGGCCUGGUGUCGCAGGCCCAAGAGUCAGCAGCCAUCGGCUGUGGUAAUGUGGGAUGGGCUCCUCCUAGUGGUGGGAGAGUGUAAAGAAACAAUUCAGUACCAUCUGGACGAUGACUCAAUUCUGGUGCCAGAACUGGACGGGGUCCGGAUCAUCAGUGGAACACACCAUGAGCUGCUGCAAGAGGUCCCAGGUGCAUGCGAGGAGAUCUUUAAAAUUGCCUCAAUGGCUCCUGGAGCACUACUGCUAGAGGCACAUAAAGAAUAUGAGAAAGAGAGUCAGAAGGCAGAUGAGUAUCUGAGAGAAAUUAAAGAGCAGAGUCUACUGAGCGAGGCUGUGAGGCAGUGUGUGGAGGCCGCCGGACAUGAACAUGAACCUGAGACACAGAAAACACUCUUGAGGGCAGCCUCAUUUGGGAAGUGCUUUUUGAGUAAUUUUCCUCCAGAGCAGUUUGUCAGCAUGUGUAGAGACCUGCGGGUGUUGAAUGCAGUCCGAGACUAUACCGUCGGCAUUCCACUUUCCCUCACUCAGUUCAAACAGAUGACCAUACAAGUGCUCAUCGACAGACUGGUGUAUCGUAAACUCUAUCCACUGGCUAUUGAGGUUUGCUGCUAUUUAAAGACUCCAGAAUAUCAGGGAGUGAGCCGAGUACUCAAACACUGGGCCUGCUACAAGGUCCAGCAGAAAGAAGAAUCGGAUGAAGUCAUAGCAAAAGCUGUUAGUGUGAAGCUUGCUGACGCUGCUGGAAUCUCCUAUUCUGAAAUCGCCACUAAAGCAUAUGAGAGUGGACGCACAGAGCUCGCCAUUAAGUUGUUGGAGUUUGAGCCUCGCUCUGGUGAGCAGGUCCCACUGCUGUUAAAAAUGAAGAAAAGCCCUCUGGCUUUAAGUAAAGCCAUUGAGAGUGGAGACACAGACCUCGUGUACACGGUGGUCAUGUACCUGAAGAAUGAGCUGAACAGAGGAGACUUCUUCAUGAUGUUGAGGAACCAACCUGUGGCUCUGAGCCUCUACAAACAGUUCUGUAAGCAUCAGGAGCAGGAUACACUAAAAGAUCUUUUCAAUCAAGAUGAUGAUCAUGAAGAACUUGGCAAUUUCUAUGUAAAGGCCAGCUAUAAAGAGCAGAGACUGGAAGCUCGGAUUGCUCAUUUACAAAGUGCUGUGGACGAGUACUACAAAGCCAAGAAAGAAUUUUCUGCCAAGACAACAGAAGAUGAAAUGCGUCUGCUGCGGUUUCAGAGGAAGCUAGAGGAAGAGAAGGGUGAGCAGCUCGUGGGAUUCUCUCUUCAUGACACUAUGACCACGCUGCUGUCUGUGGGGCUGCACAAACACGUCGAGCAACUUUACAAAGACUUCAGAGUGCCCGACAAGAGUGUCGAGAAUCACCAGAACAUUCUCUGAGCUUCAGUGGUGACUCUGAGCUAAUAAACCAGAGUGUGGCAAAGUGCUUUAUCCUGCUGAAAGAGGCCACUGCCAUCAAGGAACACCAUUGCCUUGAAGGGUUGUAUGUGAUCUGCAACAAUCUUUAAGUAGGUGGUAAGUAUCCAAGUAAUGUCCACAUGAAUGCAGGACUCAAGGCCUUCUUCCCAUAGUACAUCCUGCUGCCAUCUCUUCCCCAGGUAAAAGACACGUGCGCACGUGGCCGUCCAACUGAUCUUAAAGAAAAUGUGAUUCAUCAGACCAGGCAAACUUCUUUCAUUGCUCCAUGGUCCAGUUCUGAAAUUCACAUGCCCACUGUAGGUGCAGAUUACAGGGGGGUAAAAUGACUUUAGAAAGAUGGCAGCAUCAAUAAUAUAUUAAUACUUCCUGAGUUAGAGGCACUCAAACUUUGGAAAAAGAAUAUUUAUGGCACUCAGACAGGUAUGUUCUACGCAAUUAUUUUGAUAUAGGGAAACAAGAUACAUUAUUUUAGUUUCAACGUCACACCUUCCUCUUUAAAAGAAAAAAAGAAUCAGCUGAAUGCAAAGUGAUUCAAAAAGUGGUUUUUGACCACUGAAAAUGUGUACAAUUCAACAAUUUACUCCUGGAGCCAUAUUGAGAUUCCAAUAUUGCUGGAAUGGAACCAUAUAGAGCCUUAAAAAUUAAGAUACCAAAAGGAAAGUGUGUUAACACCCAAAAUCUAAAAUGUAUAAUGGCAACAAAGAUUGCUAAAGUCAACAGAUUUUACUAAUAGACCUAUCAAUCUCUGUGUGAAAA